Messenger RNA from Chaetomium fimeti, 1485 nucleotides. RefSeq lists its product as uncharacterized. The transcript has 3 exons. NCBI's taxonomy places the organism in Eukaryota, Fungi, Ascomycota, Sordariomycetes, Sordariales, Chaetomiaceae. Gene Ontology annotation, cellular component: Golgi apparatus. The record is from RefSeq and is a predicted model, not a curated record. Bases 184 to 1284 code for a protein of 366 amino acids.
CGGCCCCGUCGACCCAAGCAAACAACCACUGACAAAGAAGCUUGACAAACACAAAAUCAAACCGCCAAAGUGCAUUCAGAACCGCCCGUCCUGGAUUCGCAACGGGAACUUCGCCGGUCCUAUCUGGCCGGGUCGCAGCCCAUCUCGAGCUUUGACGGGGCGUACAACUACAGAGACAGCGCCAUGAUGGCCUCAGGUGUCCCGCCCACCUCUGGGCGCAAGAAGCCACUCUUUUCAUCAGAGUUCCUCGCCUCGAAAUGGGCGAAGCUCUUCUUCCUCAUCGUUGGGUUGCAGGCCCUAAUCUGUGUCGCUUUCGAAUCAUACGUGUUUGGGAGAUUCCAGUUCAGUCUGGAGUACCAGGAGGAGUCGAAUCUCACUGACAGGCUAAAGUCACAAUACCGCACCAUCCCGACCUUUUUGACCCUAUUCAUCUUCGGCUUCCUCUACAUCCUAUUCCUCACAUGGGACGCCCUGCGGCUCAAGAACACCAUUCAGAUCAUCGGCUUAUGCGUGGCCAACCUGGCCAUUUUCGUCUACGCUAUCCUCCAGAUCGAUCAAAUCAACGGUUCGAUCGAUACGCUCCUGAAGAAUGGCGCCCUGAAGCCGGAUAAGGAAGACAGGAACGUGUGGGCGCUGUGCAGGCCCUUCCUGAUUGCCGUCCCGGCUGUGGUGGGCGUCGUCACUGCCAUCAUGGGUGGCCUCGCUUACCAGCUCUACCGAGAGUUUGCCUGGGAUAUCCUGAAGCAGAUCGGUGCCGACUACCGCAUGAAGAAGCGCUUCUUGCACUAUCAGAUUUAUAUUGCCCUGCUGAAGUUCGAUUUCUUCUUUUUCCUCGGCUUCACCGUGCAGUUCCUCGUCAUCGUCAACGGCCUGAACGACCUCGAACUGGGCCUGCACGUCGCCGCCAUCCCGAUCACCAUCGCCAUUCUUCUUUGCGCCGCCUUCUUUACCCGGCGUGAGAACCGGCUCGGCGUCGCCUUCGUCAUCCUUCUCUACUUCGGUGGCCUGGCCUAUUUCUUCUUCAAGCUGGUGCGCAUCUACCAGCCGGGCCACAGCCAGGACUACGACGCCGUCAGGCGGUCACUGACGGCAUUCGCCGUGCUCACCAUCAUCCUCAUCAUUCUGACCAUCAUCAAUGCCUUCAUCUGCAUGAGCAACUUCGGCGCCGGGCUCAAGGCCCACCUUCUCAGGCCCACGGCCCCCGAUCCGGAGAAGGAGGAUGCCAACUCGUACCAGAUGAACGACCAGCAGACGGCGCUGCCCACUCGGAUGACCAUCGAUUAAGCGAGUAUCUAGAUGAUAGGGAGGGAGUAAUACGGAAUUGAAUGGUGGAAACCGAAAAUAGGGCGGGGCGCAUCUCGCCUGCGCCAAUAACGAAAUUUACGACGACUCCGGAGUCUGAAACAAAACAACACCAGCUCCAAAGAGAGGGCCGAGGGAGGAGAGGCAUUUCCUAGGUUGUUUCACUUGUCAGCAGCGGAACAC